AUGACAAACUUCUCCGAUCUCGGUCGACUCCUGAGACUCUUGACACGGCUGAAGUCCUGCAUCAGGUACGCUCAGAGAGAAACCUUCAAUAGCGAGAUUAAUUUCUUAAAACAGAUGCAACUAGACGGAAGAUCAAACCCUCUACCGAAAGGUCCGCUAAGAUCGCUUAGCCCCCUUGUUUAUCCGAGUGGAGUUCUGAGAGUUGGAGGCCGAGUCGAGCACUCCUCGUUACCUUAUCAUGUAAAACACCCUCCAAUUUUGGACGAAGCUUGUCAUCUCGCCGAACUCAUAAUUGUAUGGGCUCACGCCCGCUCUCUUCACGUAGGCUUUCGUUCAACGUACUCCUACGUACUUCAGCGGGCAUGGGUCAACGGAGGAAAGUGCAGAAUCCGGCAUUUUAUAUUAAAAUGUGUUGUCUGUGUUCGAAACCGAUCGUCUCCUCUGACGCAGUUGAUGGCGAAUCUACCCCCAGGACGAGUCACGCCCUCUCGAGCCUUAGCUCGAACAGGAGUCGAGUAUGCUUGGCCAUUUCAUGUAUUGCCUAAAAAAGGCCGAGGAGUACGCACCACAAAGAUCUACGUUGCCGCCUUUGUCUGCAUGGCUUUGAAGAACAUUCAUCUCGAGCCAGUUGGAGAUUUCUCGACCGAGAGUCUUAUGGACGCUGUGACACGUUUCAUCGGCGUCACAUUUCGGGGGAUUGUGGGAGGCCGCUGUGUCGUCAUUCAAGACUCAUCUGAAGAAGACAGUCGGAUCAAAAAAUCUCACCUACGAAGAAUUUACAGCUCUAUUGGUAAGCAUCGAGCUAGUGCUUAA
Molecule: messenger RNA, 813 nt
Organism: Belonocnema kinseyi
Lineage: Eukaryota; Metazoa; Arthropoda; Insecta; Hymenoptera; Cynipidae
Exons: 1
Coding region: 1-813 (270 amino acids)
Source: RefSeq, a predicted model, not a curated record